GACGAGGGGCAAGGGUGGUGGAUAGUGGAGGCUAUUGGAACGCUGCCACCUUAGCUCUUACAAUGGCUCGUUCUCUCUCUCAAUCGAAGGGUAUCGUCUGUCUCGUUUCCGACGCGCUUAGCUCGACUCUUCAUCGGCGAGGCUAUGCGGUUUCUGCAUCUCCAUCGCAUGUCCCCCUGAACGGCGGCAGAAUGGGGAAGCUCGAAGACACAUCGGCCACGGCGACCAAUCAGAGUUCGUCAGAGGCAUCCUCUGCAUGGGUUCCAGAUCCCGUCACUGGUUAUUACAGGCCCAUCAAUCACUCCCCGGAGAUCGACCCGGCGGAGCUCCGACUCAUGCUUUUGAACCCCAAAGUCAGGUCACCCACCCACUCCACUUGAAAUCUGUUUUUUACUGGCUUCGAAUGAUCGAUCUUUUCAACGUUAUAUGAUACUAGUACUAUUUUCUGCUGCUGCAUAUCUGUCACGCAUGACCAAAUUACAAUUUUUCAACAUAGAAGAGUUCUUGAUUUGAUUUCCAUGUUAACAGUUGUAUUCUCAAUGCUUAAAGAAUUUAUUAUUUUUCCC
Molecule: messenger RNA, 566 nt
Organism: Neltuma alba
Lineage: Eukaryota; Viridiplantae; Streptophyta; Magnoliopsida; Fabales; Fabaceae
Product: late embryogenesis abundant protein Lea5-like
Exons: 1
Coding region: 63-380 (105 amino acids)
Biological process (GO): response to stress
Cellular component (GO): mitochondrion
Source: RefSeq, a predicted model, not a curated record